Dendrobium catenatum is the source of this 1006-nucleotide messenger RNA. RefSeq lists its product as uncharacterized. NCBI's taxonomy places the organism in Eukaryota, Viridiplantae, Streptophyta, Magnoliopsida, Asparagales, Orchidaceae. The record is from RefSeq and is a predicted model, not a curated record. The annotation marks the transcript as partial. The transcript has a single exon.
CAAAGCCGAUCCAUCCCUUCUUCAACUAAAGCGCAAUGACACCACGAUCUUCAUUCUAAUCUACGUCGAUGACAUACUCGUUACCGGGAAUGACCAAGAGCAAAUUCAAUUAAUCCUUCAACGGCUACACUCCGCCUUCAGCCUCAAACAGCUAGGCGACAUUUCAUUAUACCUCGGCAUACAGGUUAUCAAAACUAACUCUGGCUUUUUCCUUUCUCAAUCCCACUAUGCACAUGAGCUCGUUCGCAAUGCAGGUAUGUCCGACUGUAAGCCCGCACCAUCCCCAGCAACAACCAAAGAACCAAACCAUAGGGACGAAAGCCCCUUUAACGAUCCGAAGCUGUUCCGCAAGAUCGCGGGAUCACUCCAAAACUUGUCCAUCACGCGACCCGACAUCGCGUUCGCCACAAAUGCUGUUUGUCAGCAUAUGCAUAACCCGAGAACCUGUGAUCACUUAGCUCUCAAACGCCUCAUUCGAUACAUCAAAGGCUCUAUAGACUUUGGUCUUCCUAUCACCUACGGCGAACUCACGCUAAGGAGCUACAGUGACGCGGAUUGGGCGGCAAAUUCAAAAGACAGAAAAUCCAUGUCCGGAUACUGCACAUUUCUCGGUCCAAACUUACUCUCCUGGUCAGUUAAGAAACAAACGACCGUGGCACGUUUGUCGACGGAGGCAGAAUACCGCUCGUUAGCUGCAGCGACUUCGGACACGAUUUGGAUUCGUCGGCUCGCCUCAGAUUUUGACAUUCCAAUUAACUCCCCGACACAGCUCUAUUGUGACAACACAUCUACAAUCACCAUUGCUAAUAACCCCAUUUUUCAUGCCAGAACAAAGCACAUAGAGAUCGGCUAUCACUUCAUAAGUGAUCACAUUCAUCAAGGCAACAUUCGAGUCGAUCACAUUUGCACUACUGAUCAGCUGGCGGAUAUUCUCACCAAAGCUUUACCCAUAAACCGGUUCCAUCUCCUACGAUCCAAAUUAACCAUUCGCUCCGAGAAUGGUUAA